Messenger RNA from Podarcis muralis (Common wall lizard), 523 nucleotides. The record is from RefSeq and is a predicted model, not a curated record. Lineage: Eukaryota; Metazoa; Chordata; Lepidosauria; Squamata; Lacertidae.
AUACAACUGAAACUGAUUUGUUUCCAUUUCAGAGAUGAACGGAACCAGUCAAUUAUUGUAAGUGGAGAAUCUGGAGCUGGAAAAACAGUCUCUGCUAAAUAUGCUAUGAGAUAUUUUGCCACUGUAAGCGGGUCUGCAAGUGAAGCUAAUGUCGAAGAGAGAGUAUUGGCUUCCAAUCCUAUAAUGGAGUCUAUUGGGAAUGCCAAAACCACACGGAACGACAACAGUAGCCGCUUCGGAAAGUACAUUGAAAUAGGUUUUGAUAAAAGGUUUCGAAUCCUUGGUGCCAACAUGAGAACUUACCUCUUAGAAAAAUCACGAGUGGUAUUUCAGGCAGAAGAAGAGAGAAAUUAUCAUAUCUUCUACCAGCUCUGUGCUUCUGCAACGUUACCUGAAUUUAAAACUUUGCGGUUAGGAAAUGCAAGCUAUUUUCACUAUACAAUGCAAGGAGGCAGUCCAGUCAUUGAUGGAAUUGAUGAUGCCAAGGAGAUGAUGAACACCAGGCGGGCUUGCACUUUGUUGG